This is a messenger RNA of Nematolebias whitei (Rio pearlfish), 1875 nucleotides long. Its product is annotated as gastrula zinc finger protein XlCGF57.1. Gene Ontology annotation, cellular component: nucleus. The transcript is spliced from 2 exons. Lineage: Eukaryota; Metazoa; Chordata; Actinopteri; Cyprinodontiformes; Rivulidae. The record is from RefSeq and is a predicted model, not a curated record. Bases 70 to 1875 code for a protein of 601 amino acids.
CUGACACUUUGACCUUUUAGAACAUCCCAAGGUUUAUGAGGUAUCACAAGUGGAACGAGGACGUCUGGAAUGAUGAACGUUCAAUCAGACAACUCCAGGGGUCUCACUUCAGAGAUCCUCAGACCUCCACCAUCUUCAUCGUUUGAACUUGAGGAAACACGAGGCCGGAAAGAUCUCAUGUUCCCUGUCCAGCAGGUGUUGGUGAUUAAAGAAGAAGUUCCUCUUGAAUGGUGUUCUGGUUUGGACCAUCAGGACCUGGAUCACAUCAAGAAGGAAGAGGAGGAACUCUGGAGCAGUCAGGAGGAAGAGGAGGAGACUGAUGUCAGCAAUUUACCAUUUACUGUUGUUACUGUGAAGAGUGAAGAUGAAGAAGUGGAAUUACAAUGUUCUCAGGAUCAUCACAUCAAAUUUGAAGACAGCAGAGAGACAGAACCUCCGACCUGCAGCUCAGUUCAACUGAUGAAAACUGAACACAACGGAGAGGACUGUGGAGGACCAGGACCAGACUGGAACCCAGAUCCAAGAUGGUAUUUUCAGCUAAACCAUGAUGAAAAGGUUUUAUACUCCUCUGAGACAGAAGCGGGCAAUGAUGAUAAUGUUAGUGAAAAUGAUGAUGACGACGAUGAUGAUAAUAGUGAUGAUGAAUAUGAGUGGCAGGGCCCUUUGUCAGUUUCUGAACCUGAAAUUGAAAAGAGUGGUGAUAAUCAGAAAGAGAGCAUAGCACCUCAAUCAGAUAAAAACAGUGAUGAAAAAUGUAACCCAGCCAAGCAGAAUCAAGAUUCAAAGACAAACUGUUUGAAAGACAAAAUCCACUUUAGCUGUAGUGAUUGUGGACAAAAUUUUACUUGUAGAGCAAAUCUGAGGAUGCAUCGAUCAGUUCAUAAUGGUGGCAAAUCGUAUAUUUGUGAUGUUUGUGGUAAAAGAUUUAAAAAGCGAGUCCAUCUUACAGAUCAUGGUAGAGUCCACACAGGAGAGAAGCCAUUUGGCUGUGAUCUGUGUGGGAAAAGAUUCAAACGCAAGUCCUACAUUAAACCACACAUGAUAGCUCACGCUGGAGAAAGAGCACACACCUGUGAUCUUUGUGGCAAAGGGUUUUUAGCAAAAAAGGCUCUUAAGGUACACAUGAGAAUCCACACAGGAGAGAGACCAUUUGACUGUGAUGUUUGUGGUAGAGGGUUUAAUAAGAAGUCCAAUCUUAAAAAGCACAUGACUGUCCACACAGGAGAGAGACCAUUUUACUGUGGGUUCUGUGAAAAAGGAUUUAAAACUCAGUUUGAUCUUAAAAGACACAUAAGCAUUCACACCGGAGAGAAACCGUUUGUCUGUAGUGUUUGUAGUAAAAGAUUUUCUCUCCAAGAAACUUUGAGGAGACACAUGGGUAUCCAUACAGGAGAAAAGCCGUUCAGCUGUAGUGAAUGUGGUAAAAGUUUUUUAGAGAAGAAGCAGGUAACGCAACAUAUGCUAGUCCACACGGGAGAGAAGUCAGGUUCUGAAAAUAAGAUCAAACCAGAAGAGAAACCAUUUGCUUGUAGUGAGUGUAGUAGAAGAUUUCAAACAGAGGCAAACCUUAAAAUUCAUAUGGGAGUUCACUCAGAGGAGAGGCCGUUUUAUUGCAGAAUUUGUGAAAAAAGGUUUAAAACACAGUACGAUCUUAAAAGACACAUGACUGUCCACAGUGGAGAGAAACCGUUUGGUUGUAGUGUUUGUAACCGAAGAUUUUCACGACAAGAGUUUCUGAAGAGACACAUGGUGGUUCACUCAGAGGAGCAGCCCUUUGGCUGUGAGAUUUGUGGUCAUAAAUUUAAAUACAGGGCUGAUGUUGUCACGCACAUGGUGGCACAUCAUGAUCCUGUUGUGGAAAGCUCCUCACUCUGA